CCGGCCGUGCGCGCCCGGCCCGCUCGCCUCUCCGCCGCGUCCUCCCACCCCUAACGCCCGCUGUUGUGAUGCGUAUUCCCGUAGACCCCAGCACCAGCAGGCGCUUCACACCUCCCUCCACGGCCUUCCCCUGCGGUAAGAUGGGCGAGAACAGCGGCGCCCUCGGCGCGCCGGCCCCGGGGACUCGCAGCCGGCCCGAGGCGCGCUCCGUGGUGGACGUCCUGGCCGAUCACCCGGGCGAACUCGUGAGGACCGACAGCCCCAACUUCUUGUGCUCGGUGCUGCCUUCCCACUGGCGAUGCAACAAGACGCUCCCCGUGGCCUUCAAGGUGGUGGCCCUCGGAGACGUGCCUGACGGGACAGUGGUAACAGUCAUGGCUGGUAAUGAUGAGAACUAUUCAGCCGAACUCCGGAACGCCUCUGCGGUGAUGAAGAAUCAAGUGGCCAGGUUUAACGACCUUCGCUUUGUCGGACGGAGUGGCCGAGGGAAAAGCUUCACGUUGACAAUUACGGUCUUCACAAACCCCACCCAGGUUGCUACCUAUCACCGCGCCAUCAAAGUGACUGUCGAUGGGCCACGGGAGCCAAGAAGACACAGGCAGAAGCUCGAAGAGCAAGCAAAAUCCUUCCCUGAUCGUUUUGGGGAAUUGGAAAGGCUGCGGCACUCCAUGAGGGUCACGCCACCAACCCCCAACCCCCGGGGAUCCCUGAGCACUCCUGGGCACUUUGGAACGCAAGCUCAGAGCCAGAUACAAGGCACAUCUGAAUUGAGUCCUUUCUCUGAUCCGCGCCAGUUCGACCGGUCUUUUUCUGCGUUACCGGGGCUCACCGAGACCAGAUUUUCUGACCCCAGGAUGCAUUACCCUGGUGCCAUGUCAGCGGCCUUCCCUUACACCGCCACGCCUUCCGCCACUGGAAUCGGCGGCCUCAGCAUGUCCAGCAUGCCCGCCACUCGGUUCCAUCAUACCUACCUUCCUCCGCCGUACCCCAGCUCCACCCAAAACCAGAGUGGACCUUUCCAGACCAACCCGUCUCCGUACCACUUGUACUAUGGUACGUCAUCCGGGUCCUACCAAUUCUCCAUGGUGGCGGGGGGAGAGCGCUCGCCGACAAGGAUGCUCCCUUCUUGCCCGAGCGCUUCGGCCGGAAACAAUUUAAUUAAUCCCAGCCUCGCCAGUCAGAAUGACGGCGUCGAGGCAGACGGUAGCCAUAGUAACUCCCCUACGGCCAUGACGACUACCGGAAGGAUGGAUGAAGCGGUCUGGAGGCCGUAUUGAGGAGGGACUAGUAAACGAGGCACCUUUCGCUUCCACUGAAUGAAAAUGCCCAACGGCCUGCUAGGUUACGGUUGGUCGUUAAAAGGACCAGGUCAUUAAACAGAGCCAUAGGCGGCCUUCCUGCCUCCUGAUACGCAUCGCCAAGUAAGACUGCUCUUGUACAAAAUGUAGGCCAUCAAGUGAAUUAAGGAAAGACAGAACCGGAAACGGGCUGAACUUUGCAUACAUUUCAAAACGAAACCCGCACCCGCUCCUUCGGGUUCCCCCUUGACCGAUGGUCUAUAUCUCGUGUCCAAAAUGUACAUAGGAAUGUAUAGAAUGGAAAUGCUUUGCUCCUUUGCGGCGAUCCAUGGCCAAGUGUGAAAGAGUUCCGAUGCAAUCAUCUCAAAGGCCGUGAUGUUUUUAAAAUGAAUGAAUGGACGAAUGAAUUGAGGGUGUAGCUCUCCAGAUAGCAGAGCUGGUGAGAGAGCGCUGUGAAUCCCAGUUAAAAUGAAGCCAGGAUCCGAAUGCCACCAUUUCCUGCUCCAGGCCCUUUCUACUAUACAGUGGCGGCUGAACCAAGGAGCAACCCGAGGCAGUCAUGUCAGGUGGCAAAUGUUGAAUGUCAAGAAGAGUGAUGGAUUGGUGGGGGGCACAUUGACAGGUCAUAACUACAUGGUACGUUGACUCUUACACAUGCUCCACUGGAGUGAACAGAGCUGGUGUUUGCUUCAGUAGGGCUUGAGCGCACACACACACACACACACACACACACCUUUCCAGUGAAGUGUGACAGGGUUCAUUAGUACUGGGUCGAGGUGUCAUUUUGGAUUUCCUAUUUCAAACCACCAAAGUGUCAAGAUUUCCUCUUUCCUCUUUCAAAUCACCAAAGUGUCAAGAAGGCCCCUAACCGCCUCUCUCUACACAUCCCAGAACCAGUUGGAUGGAGGAGGAGUCCUGCAUGGAAAGGGUGCUGUGCCCACCAGUAGCAUCCAGCAGCAGUGAAAGAACUGGAAUUGUGUGGAUCAGCUGUUCGGGAGGGCUUGGUGGAGUGUGGUUGAGGGAGUCCUCCGCCUCCUGGUUCCAGUUUCAUUUACAAGUCUCUACAGCCGUCAUCCCAGUUGCAGCGUGCACGU
This is a messenger RNA of Elgaria multicarinata webbii, 2392 nucleotides long. RefSeq names its product RUNX family transcription factor 3 (gene RUNX3). Gene Ontology annotation, molecular function: DNA-binding transcription factor activity, RNA polymerase II-specific; ATP binding; RNA polymerase II cis-regulatory region sequence-specific DNA binding. The coding region runs from base 69 to 1277 and encodes 402 amino acids. The record is from RefSeq and is a predicted model, not a curated record. Gene Ontology annotation, cellular component: nucleus. NCBI's taxonomy places the organism in Eukaryota, Metazoa, Chordata, Lepidosauria, Squamata, Anguidae. The transcript is spliced from 5 exons. Gene Ontology annotation, biological process: hemopoiesis; neuron differentiation; regulation of cell differentiation.